AUAUGUAAUGUAAACCCUAGGCAUUCAUAACAUACACCUCAGCGCGAUCCAAUCAAACGUGCGCUUAAUCUCCGCCGCUAACAUACACUGCCAAUGUAAGGUUUAAUCGCUCACUCGUCGCCGACAUUAUCGAAAGCUUAAUUUCUUGAUUCAUUCACGCUUUCAUCUUUUAUUUGUGCGUGAGAUUGUGCUGCAAAAUCUAUAUCGAAAUCCACAAACUUCUUUUUAGAGAAUUUAUGUGUUUUUGAGGUGCAAGAGAGGUGUUUGGAGCUCGAUUUAUAUAUGGCGGAAACGGCGACGACGAUGAUCAGUUCGAAUGGGGUGGGCAGGACUGAACCGGAGUUCGAUUCGGUGGCGUUGUUCCAUAGGAGGAUUGAGUUCCAUCAAGCUCAGAAGCAUUUCAAUGGUUUUGUAAACGAGAGCAGCAAUGGGUUUAAGCUGGUGAAGCUGAACUCGGUCAAGGCUUCCGGUUUCGCCCCUAAAAACGAAAAAUCAUUGGAGCAUUCUGAUGUCGGGAUGGAUCCUGAGCUCAGCUUCGAGAUUACAUUUCGCAGAAUUGGUGCAGGUUUGCGUAACCUUGGAAACACUUGUUUCCUUAAUUCGGUACUGCAAUGCCUGACAUAUACUGCACCAUUAGCUGCCUAUCUUCAAAGUGGAAAGCAUCAAAAUUCUUGUCGUACUGCCGGGUUUUGUGCAUUAUGUGCCAUCCAGGAACAUGUCAGUCGAGCUCUGCAGUCAAGCGGGAGGAUUCUAGAGCCUAAGGAUCUUGUGUCGAACUUGAGAUGCAUAUCUCGGAGCUUUCGCAAUGCCAGGCAAGAAGAUGCUCAUGAGUUUAUGGUGAAUCUGCUCGAAUCAAUGCAUAAGUGCUGCUUACCAUGUGGAGUGCCAAGUGAAUCUCCUAGUGCUUACGAGAAAAGCUUGGUCCACAAGAUAUUUGGUGGUCGAUUGCGAAGUCAGGUGAAAUGCAUGCAGUGCUCGUACUGCUCUAACAAAUUUGAUCCAUUCUUGGAUCUAAGUCUAGAAAUACAGAAAGCAGACUCAUUGUAUAAGGCACUUGCUCAUUUCACCGCCAAAGAGCAGUUAGAUGGAGGUGCCAGGGAAUAUCAGUGUGAUCAAUGUAAACAGAAAGUAAAGGCUUCGAAGCAGCUAACAGUACACAAGGCACCUCAAGUACUCGCUGUUCACCUGAAGCGUUUCAGUUCGCAUUCUCCUGGCCAAAAAGUUGAUAAAAGAGUUGCUUUUGAACCUACCUUGGACUUGAAACCUUUUGUCACUGGCCCCUAUGAUGGGGAUCUGAAAUACACUCUCUAUGGAGUUCUUGUUCAUUAUGGUUGGAGCACUCAUUCCGGCCAUUAUUACUGUUUUGUUCGCACAUCGAGUGGCAUGUGGUAUUCCCUUGAUGACAAUCAGGUUGUCCAAGUUAAUGAGAGGAAAGUUCUGGAACAGAAGGCCUAUAUGUUGUUCUAUGUUCGUGAUAGAAAAAACGUUGGCUCGAAGAAUCAUGUUAAUGCCCUUCAGAAAGAUAACAUGGUGAUGAAUGCCAUCGGAAAUGCUGCAUAUUCAAAAUUGAACUUGGAAUUGAAAGAGAAAAUCCAAAACGGUUCAGAUAAGAGAAAGUUAAAUGGCGCUGCAGCUUUAUCCGGGAGGGCUGCACCGGUGACUGCUCUACCAAAUGAGGCUCCUUCGGAAAAUAUGUCCUCAAACAUUAAUGGCAAAUUGACAGCUGAGAAUUUGGACCUUGGAAGAAAUGCCAAGUGUGAAUCGAUGGUGCCACCGACAAAGGCUCCACUGAAGGAAUAUUCUUCGAUGGAAUUAAAUUCAAGCGUUAAUGGCUCUGGCGGUACUUCAAAUGGAGGUCAUGUUGCAACAGAUACCUGCCACAACACGUCGGGUGUUGUAGAAGAGCAGAGUACAAACACAGUUUUAUUGUCCGACAGUAGGCCUCAAGUUUCAAUGUAUAAGAAAGAAACAAGUAGCUCUAUUGCCAUGCCAUCGGGCUGCAAGGAUAGUGACGAGGACAAACCUUGUGAAUCAGCUGAGAAGGCUCCUGACAGUGCUGUGCUCAGCAGAUUAUCUCGAGACCAAUGCAAAAUGGUUGGCCCCAUUUCUGAAAUGAAUGCUAGCGGAAGCAGAAUGCCCACGGGAGCAAUUGGUGAACUAGGGAAAAGCAUUCGAGACGAGCAGGCACCAAAGAAGGCUGUCGGUCCAAAUACUGAGGUAACUGUUGAAAAUGGGCAAAGAAUCAAUGUGCAGUCGAAAGAGCCUCUCAGACUUGGGAUAACUAAGAAGAAAAGGCAAGACCUUAAAGUAAAAAGGAAGCUCUUGAAGUAUCAGGCAGUCACCACAUCACUCAGCUCUAACCUUAUAUUAGGUGGGGGCCUCUGCUUACGAAAGAAAAAGCACAAGCAGAAACUGAUGAGAAAGCAAAGUUCUAUGCUUAAGAAGUCUCCCGAUACGAAGGAUAUGUUAAGUGAGAAUGGGUUACCAUCAAAGCUAGGACAAUCGACAUCUAAAGAAUCAUUUCCUCAAGCUGUUGUUGACAAAUCUACUUGCUCUCGGGAAAAGAAAGCCAAAUUUGUUUCAGAUGGUGAUAGUAGUAGCAUAUCAGGUGAUGCUAUUGAUAAAGACUUUAGAAAGAGGAUUCUUCUCGAUGGCUCCACAGUUUCUGCUGAAAAGCAACCUGACAUAAGGCAAUUGACUGCUCAAGGAGCGGGGAUGUCUGCAGAGCACCAAAGAGAGUUGAGGCAAAAUGAUGUCAUGAACAUGCUUACCAGGGGCUUAGAAGAGACAACCGUUGGUCGUUGGGAUGACAUUGGUGUUUCACUAUCUACUAAAUAUAAGACAAGAGCAUCAGGAGCUGCUGGCCAAAUCGGUUAUAUUGGGGAUGAGUGGGAUGAGGAGUACGACAGAGGAAAGAGGAAGAAGGUAAGGGUCCCCGUUGUUAGCUUCGAUGGACCAAACUUAUUCCAAGAAAUUGCAAACAAAAGAUCGAAAACAAAGAGAGCAAAGCUCGACAGAUCCAGAGAUGGGAACCAGCCAUUUAGGAUAUGAUGAUGAUUAUGGUGGUGGUGGAGCAUUUGGGGGGUGUCUAAACAUUCCAUGGGAGAGAAGCUUACAUUUUCUGUCUACUCGUAACGCGGUUACUGCAAUUUUGGCUGUUGAGAUGGUGUCACAAGGCUUUGGAAGACCAGAAUUCUGUAAUUUUUCCUUGUGUUUCUGUUCAUAAUUAUGGAUUUACUGUGGGUGGUGUAUUUAUUUCCUGCUUUCAGCUUCAUUUUGAGAAGAAGCUGAAAGAGGGUAUAGGGUGAGAGCGAAAUUGUAUUAGCUUAAUAACAUGUUUAAGUGACAUCUUCAAGCUGCCCAUUUACUUAUACAAAGUUACAAUUGCAUAAA
This is a messenger RNA of Salvia miltiorrhiza (redroot sage), 3393 nucleotides long. RefSeq names its product ubiquitin carboxyl-terminal hydrolase 23-like. The transcript has 10 exons. Gene Ontology annotation, molecular function: cysteine-type endopeptidase activity; cysteine-type deubiquitinase activity. Bases 283 to 3051 code for a protein of 922 amino acids. The record is from RefSeq and is a predicted model, not a curated record. Gene Ontology annotation, cellular component: cytosol; nucleus. Gene Ontology annotation, biological process: protein deubiquitination. NCBI's taxonomy places the organism in Eukaryota, Viridiplantae, Streptophyta, Magnoliopsida, Lamiales, Lamiaceae.